This is a messenger RNA of Antechinus flavipes (yellow-footed antechinus), 1370 nucleotides long. Its product is annotated as tyrosine-protein phosphatase non-receptor type 2-like. The transcript has a single exon. Bases 43 to 1218 code for a protein of 391 amino acids. Gene Ontology annotation, biological process: protein dephosphorylation. Gene Ontology annotation, molecular function: protein tyrosine phosphatase activity. The record is from RefSeq and is a predicted model, not a curated record. Lineage: Eukaryota; Metazoa; Chordata; Mammalia; Dasyuromorphia; Dasyuridae.
UACCGGGACGUGAGUCCCUACGAUCACAGCCGAGUCCACUUGAUGGCGGCCAUGCCGGCUAUGGGAGGAGGCUACCACCCCGGACUGGGCUUGGCUUUAGCAGCGGGUGGAGGUUCCUCCUCUUCCUCCUCGGCCUCCUCGAGCCUGGGAGACCGAGGGGGAGGCGGGGACGAGAACAACGACUACAUCAACGCCAACUUCGUGGUGGUAGAAGAGGCCCAGCGGAGAUACAUCCUGACGCAGGGGCCCCUGCCCAACACCUCCGGCCACUUCUGGCUCAUGGUGUGGCAGCAGAACAGCAGGGGCGUGAUCAUGCUCAACCGGCUGGUGGAGAAAGAGACCGUCAAGUGCUCCCAAUACUGGCCCCCUUGUCAGGGCCAGGUCAUACUCUUUGAAGAGGUGGGCAUCAGUGUGCAAAUGCUGGGGGAAGAAGUGAAGCCCUACUACGAAGUCCACUACCUGAGGCUGGAGAACAUGAUGACCGGGGAGUCUAAAACCGUCUCCCAUUUCCACUACACCAGCUGGCCGGACUUCGGGGUGCCGGAGUCACCCGCCUCUUUCCUUGCUUUUCUUUUCAUGGUGAGGGAGUCCGGCUCCCUUAACGACGAGCAGGGCACUGUGGUCAUUCACUGCAGCGCGGGCAUCGGUCGCUCAGGCACCUUUGCUCUGAUUGACAGCUGCCUGAUCCUUUUGGAGAAGAGAGAGAACCGCUUUUCUCUGAACAUCAGACAAGCCUUGGUGAACCUGAGAAAGUACCGGAUGGGACUUAUUCAGACCCCAGAACAGCUGAGAUUCUCCUAUGUAGCUAUCGUGGAAGGGGCAAAGUACCUCAUGGGAGAUCAAAGCGUUAGGAAAAAGUGGAAAGCACUUACUCAAGAAGACCAUUCUCGCAGUUAUAGCUUUGAUAGUUCUCCACCUCCAAGCGGAAUAACUAAAAAGUGCAAAGCUCUGAAGCUGGUUCUAGAUGAAGAAGAAGAAACCUCCGACUCCGACUCCGACUCCGACUCCGACUCGGACGACCUAGAUGACGACGACUCAGAUUAUUCCGAUCUAGCCACCAGAAUGCCAGACUCCGGAGAAGAGAGCUGUGAACCUUCUACCCGCAAACGGAGUCGAGAGGAAAGCAAAGGCGAUUCCAGUCAAGAGGAGGGUCACAAAAAGGACAAGAAGUCCAAGGUCCCAUCUAAAAGAAAAAGGCCCAAUCCACCAGACCUGUGAAUAAUUGAGGCAUCCAAAAGACGGCCUCAAACCUCUUCCAUCAAAGGGAAGAAAAGGCCUCAAAGAUACCUGUUGCAACAUGACCUGUACACAUGCACACAAAAGAGCCCCACGGGGCGGAACCUUUGUUAAUGUUAAGUGUUGUAGAGGUU